AGCCAAAAUGCAGUUCAAGACCAUCGCCAUCAACGCCCUUCUGGUCGGCGCUAGCCUCGCCCAGGUAGCGGUCUUGCAGACAGCCAUCAAGCAGGUCCAAGACGCUCUGGGCAAGCUUGACAUCACCAUUACAGGUUUGAGCGACGCCAACAGCGCCGCGAACCUGCUGCAGUCGUCGGCGGACACGAAGCAGGUGAUGGACAAGGCGACCAAGGAAAUCACGGGGGCGCAGGCGCUGUCGCUGCAGGACGCACUGAGCCUACAGUCGGUGCAGCAGCCGCUCAUCGACGCCGUGACCAAGGUGACGGACGACAUCGCGGGCAAGACGCAGGUGUUGGACCAGAUCGGGGCCACGCAGCAGGCGAUCCAGACGCUCAAGGAGCAGAAGAAGACGGCGGGCGCGCUCGGCGACGCCGUCGUGUCCAAGAUCCCCGCCAUCGGCCAGGGCAUCGCCCAGCAGAGCAUCGGCCAGAUGACCACCCUCAUCGACGGCGCCAUCACCAAGCUGGGCGGGAACCCCAACCAGAAGCUGACACGCGCCGCCCGCGUCCCCGUGCCCAUCGCCGCUUGAAGGAACGGGAUGGACAGGGGCUGCUGAUGGCGCUGCGUGCGGAGGAGGCUGUGCGCCGGGACGACAUCCUGGGCACAUUCGCUCCCUUAUUUCCCCUCUGUUUGGGCUUGGUGUCGCUUUUCAUUCUCUUGAUUCUUUCUUGCGGUUCUUAGGGAGGAUCAUCAUCGGCUUUUAUGGAAUAGCACACGUAGCUGGUGGUUGGUGGAAGUUUGGAAGUUUGGAAGUUUGUAUUCAUUCUGGUCUUGCGCGCAAACGUGCUGGCCUGUAAAUAGUAUUUUGGUUCGUAAUCCAUGAUUAAUUUUCAGGUCGAUGUCUGACCUACGU
This is a messenger RNA of Gaeumannomyces tritici R3-111a-1, 895 nucleotides long. RefSeq lists its product as hypothetical. The transcript has 2 exons. Bases 8 to 571 code for a protein of 187 amino acids. Gene Ontology annotation, cellular component: extracellular region. The record is from RefSeq and is a predicted model, not a curated record. Lineage: Eukaryota; Fungi; Ascomycota; Sordariomycetes; Magnaporthales; Magnaporthaceae.